This is a messenger RNA of Dictyostelium discoideum AX4, 1146 nucleotides long. RefSeq lists its product as hypothetical. NCBI's taxonomy places the organism in Eukaryota, Evosea, Eumycetozoa, Dictyosteliales, Dictyosteliaceae. Bases 1 to 1146 code for a protein of 381 amino acids. The transcript is spliced from 4 exons. The record is from RefSeq and is a predicted model, not a curated record.
AUGUCAUCUCAAGAACAACAAAAAUCAAAGCAAAAUCAAGCUCAAGAAGGUGUUGACGGAGUUUGGUUAGAUAAAUAUUCUACACUUUCAAGAGUUUAUAAUUAUGGUUUUGUUAAUGGAUCAAUUGAAAAGGGUAAAGAAUGGUAUAACUAUAUUAAAGACUCAAAUUCAUAUGUAAAGAGUACACUUGAAUUUGGUGAAAAUGGUGUUGUUGCAGUUGGUAGACCACUUCUUGAUAAAUUAGAACAAUAUGAUGUUAUAGUUAAAAAGGUUGAUGAAUAUGGUAAUACUGGUUUAGAUAUUCUCGAAAAGAAAGUUGAAUCAAUUAAAGAAACUGGUGAAAAUUUAGCAAAUAAAGCAGAUUCAGCAGCUGAUGGUUUAAUUAGUGUAUCUGCAAAUUAUACACCAAAUGCAGUAAUUGGUUUAGUACAAAAAACAAAUAAUAUGAUUGAUUCAUUAAUUGAUUCAUUAUUACCACCAAAAGAUGAUGAUCAAGUUAAUGAAAUGAGUGAUGAAGAGAAGUUUCAACUUGAAAAGAGAAUGAAAUUUUUAUUAAAGUUAAGAAAGAGAUUAAAUACUCAAUCCAUUUUAGAGAUUCCUUCAAAUUCAAUUCAUUUAGUCACUGGAUAUAGUGGUAAAUCAUACUCUCAAGCAAUGGAUAAUAUUUCUCAACUCUCAAAUUCAAUCUCAAAAAUCACUGUAAAUAGUCAAUUCUCUAAAGUCUUUAUUGAUCAAAUUUAUCACUAUACUGAUAUUUUAGUUGGUCAAGUUGCAGCAGUUUCUGUUUGGUUCAGAGAAAUUAAUAUUUCAGAAACUCUCAUCUCACUUGGUGAACUCUCUAAAAUGAUAAAUGAAUCAAAGAAUCAAGUUUUAGAACUUUCUGAUCCUCAAGAAAAAGUUGAUAAACUCAAGAAAGACCUUUCAAAGAUUUUAAAGAGUUGUUUAGAUGUUUUACAUAACCAAAUGGAAGGUGGUAAAGAUAAACUAGAGUCAUUCAAAGAAUCAGUUUCAGAUCAUCAAUAUUUUGUUGCAUCCUUUUCAUUGUUAGAAAGUUCAUUAAAUAAACUCUCUGUUACACUCAAGAAUUAUUUAGACAACUUGGAAGAGAAAUCAUCUUCAUCUUCAAAUGAUAACUCAACCAAUUAG